Molecule: messenger RNA, 1365 nt
Organism: Drosophila subpulchrella
Lineage: Eukaryota; Metazoa; Arthropoda; Insecta; Diptera; Drosophilidae
Product: tectonic
Source: RefSeq, a predicted model, not a curated record
UGUUGAACUAAACUUAAUUUUUCGGAAAUUUGACGAAUACGGUGUAGAGUUCAAGUAGCAAUGGAAGCAAUGUUAUUUCCAAUCAUGUGGUGGACCACAUACGAAACAUAUUCCAGUAAAAUUGGAACUUCGCUUAAGUACAAUAACACAGUAUCACUGACCACGACCACUUCCACGGAAUCUUUUGCUACUACUUUUUCUGCCAACAGUCAAGCGGUCAGCUCCAUCAGCCCAUUGUCGGAGGCGACCAACACAACAGAAUCCACCAUCCACUCUCGAAGCAUACAGGUUUUUAUUUGUCUUCGCAGUUCUUCCUUCCAGCAGCAACAAUUCCGAUUGGAGGACUUCCAGUACACUCAUGGCUUGCCUAACUGUUAGAUCAACGACGGGUGGCUGUGCGUCUUUCGCAUCAACACGAAACCCUUUAAGGCUCAGCCGUAGAAUAGCAAUUUCAAUUCAUUCAGCGUUAAACAGCGUUGUAAAUGGGGAGAUUACUUGAGAGCCUACAUAUCGCACUCCCGAUCAUCUCCAAUACACUACAAAUUCGGACAGCCGCUACAACUCUGGCAGCCAGAGACCAGACAAUUGACUUUUUUCGAGCUGCAAGUCGCCUACAAAAUCCCCCAGUUUUAGCUGAGACGGUCAAUCUGGCACCUGCAUCCAAUCAGAAGCAUCUGCAAGAUAAGGGGGUCUUCCCAGCUGCAAGAGAGUCUCUGGAGCACAUUCAAUCUAACUUUCACCUAUGAGCUGCAACCCAGGCCCCACGAUCUACAGGAACAGGAAGUCAAAGGACUGAUCGGUCAAAUCUGUCAGAAAGGACAUUGCAUGGAGCGGCGAACGGGCACUCAACUGGAUAUAAUAGUGAAUAAAAUUGAUCUUCUUCUGAUUCACAAUUUAACACAUAUUAUGGAGGCUAACAACAACAACAACGAAGCCUUUUGGCAUCAGUACAGUUUGAAAUUCAUCACUCUAACCGACUCGCUGGCCAAGCUCACUUCUGGUCCUCUCGGUUACCUGCCUACCGUUAUCUUCUUCAGAAUGAUGUCACAGAACAACAGCGAUGGUAGGCUUUUCGGUUGUUUUUACACUAAUUUGAAUAUGGAUGAGUUUUACUCGCUUUACCUGCCUUUGCGGAAACUUCAAAAGAAUUGCUGUCGCGAUCUGGACCACAAACAAGUCAUACGCUUUGGUGUGGACCUCUUUACCCGAUGUGAGCUGCACCAAGCAGAGCCUCUGCUUCAAGAAUGCUGCCAGGGCCUGCAAGCCCAUACACGGGGCCAGCUGUUGCCUCACGAUUCCAGUCACCUAGAUGACGUCGCCAAGGUGUUUGUUUAUUAAUAGAAGUCCUCAUUAUCGCGACGCAGG